AUGGAUCACACUAACCACACCUGGACCCAGACUUUCAUCCUUGCUGGUUUCACUCCCACUGGUGUCCUCCGACAUCUUGCAAUCUUUGGAACCCUGUGCAUCUAUCUCCUCACACUUGCGGGGAACUUAUUUAUCAUUGUCCUUGUUCAAGCAGAUUCAGGGCUGUCCACUCCCAUGUACUUCUUUAUCAGCGUCCUCUCCUUCCUGGAACUCUGGUAUGUCAGCACCACAGUGCCUACCUUGCUACAUACCCUGCUACAUGGACCUUCAUCCAUCCCGUCAGCUGCAUGCUUUGUCCAGUUAUAUGUCUUCCAUUCCUUGGGCAUGACUGAGUGCUACCUGUUAGGUGUCAUGGCUCUGGACCGCUACCUGGCCAUCUGUCGCCCACUCCAUUAUCAUGUACUCAUGAGCAGACAGUUACAACUGCAGCUAGGUGGGGGUACAUGGGUGGCUGGCUUUUCGGCUGCCCUAGUACCUGCCGGUCUCACAGCCACUUUGCCCUACUGCUUGAAAGAGGUGACCCAUUACUUUUGUGACCUUGCACCGGUGAUGCAGUUGUCAUGCGUGAACACAAGCUGGCAUGCUCAGGUUUAUAUUGCAGUGAUUGGUAUGAUCAAUACAUGCAAUCUUGUCUUCAUCUUGGGACUCUAUGGAGGUAUUGUAAAAGCUGUGCUGAAGUUGCCUUCAGCUGCUAGCCGUGCCAAAGCCUUUUCCACCUGUUCCUCCCAUAUAACUGUAGUGACACUGUUCUUUGGCUCUGCCUUCAUUGUCUAUGUAGGACCGCCAGAGAUUCGAGCUGAGGGAAGAGGCAAGCUUAUUGCCUUGGUGUACACUUUUCUCACUCCUUUCUUCAACCCCAUCAUUUAUACCCUUCGCAAUAAGGAAGUGAAAGGGGCUGUGAAGAGGGUCACACAGAAGAUCAAAGCUUUGCUGAUUUGA
Messenger RNA from Phodopus roborovskii (desert hamster), 939 nucleotides. Its product is annotated as olfactory receptor 6N2. NCBI's taxonomy places the organism in Eukaryota, Metazoa, Chordata, Mammalia, Rodentia, Cricetidae. Gene Ontology annotation, molecular function: olfactory receptor activity; G protein-coupled receptor activity. Gene Ontology annotation, biological process: G protein-coupled receptor signaling pathway. The coding region runs from base 1 to 939 and encodes 312 amino acids. The transcript has a single exon. Gene Ontology annotation, cellular component: membrane. The record is from RefSeq and is a predicted model, not a curated record.